Molecule: messenger RNA, 840 nt
Organism: Paraglomus brasilianum
Lineage: Eukaryota; Fungi; Glomeromycota; Glomeromycetes; Paraglomerales; Paraglomeraceae
Source: the annotation of a GenBank genome assembly
AUGUCUCAAGGUGAGCUUUCCUUCAUUCUCGUCCCGCGUUCUCUAUCGCCAUCCCCUAUUCCAUCCAAUAUCGACAGGUUAAAUCCCUCUUCCUAUUCUCCAAUGACUUUAUCACAUCCUCCAAACGCAAUCACAGACUAUCCUCCUCCACACCAGCAUCAACGUCAAUUCGUUCCUCCGUUGGUAAGCGAACGCUCAUGGAGCGUUGUCGAGUAUGAAGAUAAUGCCGAUUCAUACUCACGAAGAAACAAUCGGGGUCAUGUUCCCCAACUAAAAGAAGAAAAGAGCUGGAGCAUCCUGGCUACAAACGAAGCCGAAGAAGGACAGAUUAGAGAUUAUGUGAAUGGCAUUGGAAGUCAUAGAUCAAAUCCACCUCCAUAUUCUUAUACGCCGUCAUCCCAACAAUCCCCACCCGCUUAUCUCUCACUACACAACUAUGCUCGCCACAACUCUUCUCUCGCUCCGUCGUCAGAUCAGUCUCCACCUCCGUAUUUCCAGCGCAGCGAUACAGCGUCAACAGCACCAAUGCCCGAGCCUGAUUUCCCGCCUAGUCUAAGUGCCAAAGCAUUCUUUGAAGAGACGUUCAAGUACGAAAGAAGACGGCCCGAGGAUUUUGUUGGCAGACCCGACGAUAGCAUGUGGACGAAUAAGGAGAAGAUCGAGAAUUAUGGAGCGAGCAUGAACGAGGAUGAAAAUUGUACGCCGACGCAGAGUCAAGUAGUUGGAAAGAAGAGCCGUACGUGGAGUAUUGCCGCAGCCAUUGGUAUUCCGAUAUGUGCGGCUAUUCUCGGAUAUCUCUACUUGUAUUCUGAUCCCGCAAAAAUGAGCAAAUUCUAUUAA